Molecule: messenger RNA, 564 nt
Organism: Vicugna pacos (alpaca)
Lineage: Eukaryota; Metazoa; Chordata; Mammalia; Artiodactyla; Camelidae
Source: RefSeq, a predicted model, not a curated record
AUGGGCCGCCAUGCUCCAAGCAGUGGCCCGAGUCCCUGCAGCCUGUUCAGGGCCUGUGCUGGGCUCUCUGCACCGCUAAGCAGCAGUGGAAUAGACCAAAAUGACACCCUGGCCAAUCGGGUAGGGCUGGGAGGGGAGGAGAAUGGUGGCGAGGAGCUGAGGCUAUCUCCUUCCUUCCACUUCUACUGCAAGAUCGGCUUGGCCUUCGCCUGGCAUCUGGUCCAGGGCGGGGCCCACGUGGUGGUCAGCAGCCAGAAGCAGGAGAGCAUGGACUGGACGGUGGCGGUACUGCAGGGGGAUGGGCAGAGCGUGACGGGCAUCAUCACCGUGUGCCACGUGGGGAAGGCUGAGGACCAGGAGCGGCUGGUGGCCAUGGUGAAGGCUCUCGAGUCCUGUGGGGGCAUCAGCUUCCUGGUGGGCAGUGCUGCGGUCAGCCCCCAGGAGGGGAGCUCCCUGGGGACCAGUGAGCAGGUGGGGGACAAGAGGACCGUGGGGACUCUGUCCUUCCUGUGCCCUCCAGUUGCCAUCUACAGCACUGGGGAGAACAUGGUGGUGGCUGGCUGA